Molecule: messenger RNA, 4303 nt
Organism: Lingula anatina
Lineage: Eukaryota; Metazoa; Brachiopoda; Lingulata; Lingulida; Lingulidae
Product: cationic amino acid transporter 4
Biological process (GO): transmembrane transport; amino acid transport
Cellular component (GO): plasma membrane
Molecular function (GO): amino acid transmembrane transporter activity
Source: RefSeq, a predicted model, not a curated record
UAAAAAAAGGUAUUAAGAAAACAUGAAAAGACUAUGCAAUUUACUUUCGACGAACUGAGCUCGGUGACGAUCUGAGAGCGUGACGGAGGACGUCCUAGUUGCCGCUUUUGCACACAAUACACAGGUAUUUACGAAGGGACUGUCUUCACGUGCGGAGGGAUCCUUGUUACAUAUAGGUGGCUGGCCUACUAAAUACCUCAGUUAUAUAUAUACAUACUGGGGCAAUAUAUUCGUACCGAGGCUAGGCGCAUAUGCGUCCCUGGUGAUGAUGAAGAUCUAUUCUAUACGUUGUACUCACAUAAGUACAUGUAAUUGCAUUGUAAUGACAUGCAAAAUGUACCAUUAAUAACUUUAUCUACCAGUAUAUGCCACCCACACUCUCUGGCGGGGAGUGAGUAGACCGAAACGGGUCGAACAACGUGAACUUAGUACAUUCAUGGACACCUGUGGUGGAGAAAUGUCAUUCUUUUAAGUGAACCAGUGCUUGAUACACCACGCGGCUUCAAGGUAUUGUUAAGAUGCAAAUGGGUGUCUUCUAUACAGCGGCAAAGCAAAAACGAACGGGGAAUUCAAUGUCACACUGUGUCCAGGAUAUAAAGUUACGAUCUAAAGGAUACACGGCUAUCAUGUGAACUCGGAAUUGGGUUUUAAGUUGAAAAGGGAAUUGAAGAUUGUGCACACGUUACUCGUUAAGGUUUGGCGUAUUGGGCAAUGCCCAGUUUUGGACGAGCGCACAAGAUUAUCACACUCUCUCACCAACCUCGAGCGGAUAUUAAACGAUUCGGAGUCUUGACAUUAAUUAAUACAUUGUGGGUGUUAACAGUUCCAGGCUAUCUUCAUUGAAAUGUUUUAUUUGGAUAUCGAUUUAUGACGCAACUAGCGAUAUAUGGAAUUCAACCUUUGGGGAUAUUUAGACGAAAAAGGAGUUUUGCUUAUCACAUGCUCGUUGUGGACGCGAAAAACGUGAUGUCUGUUGCUCAAGAAUUUAGAAAUGUUCUAAUAAUCAAACGAGGCUCUCUAAACAAAUAACAAACCAGGCGGUUUGGUACCCCACAAAGAAGACAGAAGACGGGAAUGGGGCAAUACAUUUUCAGUAAGGAGUGAUACAACAUCAGCGGAACGCAGCAUUAUUCGAACUCAUACCAUAACACUAGCGCCCACCAAAUAUGAAGGCUAUCGAGAAUCUUUGUGCCAACUUCAUGCGGGUCAAGCGUCUGGACCACGACCUGCUGACCACGCCUCUCUUGCGCUGUCUGUCCACUAUGGAGCUCUAUUUCUUCGGUUUGGGAUGCAUGAUGGCAGUAGGAGUGUACGUUCUCAACGGCAGUAUUGUGAGCUACGACGCCGGACCCGCCGCUUGUGUGUCGUUCCUCAUUGCGGGAGUGGCGGCCUCUAUGUCUGCCCUGUGCUAUGCAGAGUUCGCAGCCCGUAUUCCUAAGGCAGGCUCCGCCUACAUUUACUGCUAUACGACAAUAGGGGAAUUCUGGGCGUUCAUCGUGGGCUGGAACAUCAUCCUCGAGUACCUCCUGGGCGUGGCCGUCCUCGCACGUGGCUGGAGCAGCGUCAUACGUCACUUCAUAUGGGGUUCAAAUGACGUCUGGAAGUUCAUGUACUCUUCGCCAGACCUUUCCAAGUCCAAAGUGUUCCUGACACAUCCGGAUUAUUUCGCCUUUGGAGUCAUUCUCCUUACGGCCCUCGUUCUGGUCAGUGGCGCCAAACCUUCCAUUAGGUUGAGCAGCAUGAUGACUGCUGUGAAUUUAAGCAUCAUCUUAUUCACGACGAUACUAUCGUACUGUUAUGGCGAUAUAAAGAAUCUUACGCAGUCUCGUGAUGGGCUGCCAUACUUGCCUAAAGGUGUAGAAGGAGUCCUAAACGGCGCCGCCAAAGCAUUCUUUGCUUACAUAGGAUUUGACUGUAUUGCUAUAGCGGCUGAGGAGGCUAAAAACCCAGCGUACUCGGUUCCCCGGGCAAUUCUGGCAGCCCUAGGGACCAUACUGCUCGUCUACUUUGGGACGUCUACUGCCUUGGCUUCACUACUGCCCUAUAAACUUAUAGACCCGGCGUCCGCGUUCCCGGCUGCUCUGGCCGUAAAUGGACUGCCUUGGGCAAGAUACAUGGUGUUGGUCGGCUCGCUGUUUGGCCUCUCGACCGCCAUAUCAGGACAGAUGUUCUCAUUGCCUCGUGUUAUCUUCGCCAUGGCAUGCGAUGGCCUAUUCUUCAAGGUUUUCCGGCGAGUGGGCACGUGGGCGCAUAUUCCCUCAUUGGCGCUACUGGCAAGCAUACCGGUUCCCGCCAUUUUGGCCUUAGUCAUGGAGACCGAGACGCUUAUCCACUUCCUGUCUCUAGGGACGCUGAUUGCGUACACUUCCGUUUCCGCCAGUGUUCUCUUAUUUCGAUAUCAGCCUCUCUCUGUUGCCGACGUUGCCACGCUACAAGAUUACGGAUUGCUGAGUCCCAAAAGGCCAUCUAGUUCUGGUACCCGGAAGCAAAAGACUGCCCGUUUACGAGGGGAGGAUGAGCACCAGUCUUCGUUGCUUGAGCCAGGACACGAAGCUACAAUUCACAAGGACACUAAGCCCGAACACGUGGUAAGUCAUUUGGACGGAGCGAUCAAAGACGACGCUGUGUCGGACACGGACACCGCGAUGUCCAGUGAAACCGCUUCCACCGUUACCACCGUAGAGUUAAACAGUGUUAAGGACACCAAGGAGGUCCCGAGGGAAGACGACAAAGAGACAUUAAAAUGGGAUUAUGACACUCAGGAACCAGAGACCGACCAAGAUGACCCCUGUGAGGUCCCGAGAAAAGCAGACGUUGCCUCAUCGGAGGCAACAACCGAUAAACCACGCCGGAAGCCCAAAAAACCUUUAGACAGUUUAAAACAUAUUGGAGCUCUUAGGUCCAAAUUUACUAAGAUCCCGAUACUGAAGUCUUGCAAACCAGGACUGGCGGUGGUUUGCGCUGUCAUACUUCAUUUGGUGUUCUCCGGAAGCCUAGCAGGGACCCUGCUGUAUAUGAGGGAUGACCAGUGGCGCUAUGAUUGGAUGGCGAUCCUGAUGAUUGCCGUCUCUGUGCUCGGGAUCAUUUCCUGUCACGUGACCAUGGUCGUGCACAGGAGGAACGAUAAAUUCAAGACAUUCAAGGUGCCCCUAGUCCCAUUAAUUCCCAGUUUCAGCAUGCUAAUCAAUGUUGUACUUAUGCUGCAACUGUCGUACAUAACCUGGCUCAAGAUGGCCGUUUGGGUGAUACUAGGUGUCAUCAUCUACUUUGGCUAUGGGAUGCAACACAGUGAUGAGGCUCAACGACCCGACGUCCCCUUCCCGUAUAACCUUUUAGAGACCCACUCAGGCGUCUCUUACUCCUCCCUGGGACAGACAUUGAUGUUACAACAACCUCCUAACAAAUAUCAGUCAGGUCACAGCCAUGUGGACAAAGACCAGGGUCUUACUGAGUCGGACUCCAUUGACGACAUAUAUGACAAUAUUCAGGGCCCCGAAGAGCCUAUUUUACCUCGAGUUGAGAGAUAGUUAUGACGACAUACAGUUCUAGUAAACUAUUUUACGUCAUGAUGUGUGGUGAUUAUGACGGCACGCAGAGUGCUGGGAGUCUAUUUUACCACUGUAUGUGAGAUAGUAAUGACGUCACACAGUGUACUCGGAGUAUAUUUUACCUCUGUAUGUGAUAUGGUUAUGACAUCAAACAAAUUCCGAGGAGUCUAUUUUAACCUGUAACUACAAUGAGUAGAUUGAACCACAAAUUUGUGAAAUCUAAGACUGGGAAUGUAAUCUACAUGGAACUUGAACAAAUCCUUAAAUUGUGCUUAUGCAAUCUGGAUAGAAAAUGGAACCCAGACUUUUCUCCCUUACCUUUUUUCAUAUUUCGUUAUUCAUCAACGUGAAUGAAUUGUUAGACGAUUUUAAAACGUGCUCAUUCAAUAUUUAUGUUUAAAAGGAUGAUUCAUGCAUACGUAGCGUAAUCCAGUGGUUUAGCAAAAAAACUGCGUUAGAUGAGACUUAUGUAAGAAUUCCUCUAAAAAGCAUUGGACACUGCAGUGCAAUAUUGAAAUUUUGGUGCAACUGACGUCGUCCCGUGGGGUAGUGCAAUAUGGUGUGCAGCAAAUUCAUAACGAUAUGUAACUUACGCUAUUUGUCUCUCUUAAAGAUUUUAUACUUUAAGGUCUUGCCGAUUGAUUUUGUCGUGUAGAAAGUUUGAGUAUUCUGUAGUAUUUUUUUUAUCGUGUAUCCAUCAUCAUUUUAUUGUGGCCCUUACUACAAAUGACCUAUAAAUUAAUGAUUCAAGACAA